GUGCGGGUCUGCGUGUGUGCGUGUGUGUGCGGUGGUGGCGGCGGCGGCGGCGGCAGAAGCGGUGGCGGGGGGGGACACCCGCAAAACGGAUACCUCAAAAAGGAAGGAUGUGAAAAAGGAUGGAGGGACGCAGGAAAAGAGGGGGGAAAGGCUGGUGAAAAACAGCACCCUCUCUUAGUGCGAUAUAUAUCUGCCUCCCCCCCUCGGCAGGUUGCCAUGGUCGCCAUACCUACUCUCUCUCUCCUAUUGGUCCUGGCAGAGUGGGCAGGUCUGGUGGACGCCUCCCCCCACCUCCUGCUCCGGCCCAGCCCGCGGGAGCGUGAUGCAGGGGCCAUGAUGAACUUCAACAUCGCCGUGAUCCACGCCGGUGCUACGGUGCAGGCGGAGGCAGCAGUGGCGGGGCCUGGAGGAAGGGUGCUCUACCCCGGCUUCGGCCGGGUAUACGGCUCCCUGGGGGAGAGCGUAGUCACCCAGUGGGGCUCUGCUAACGUCAUCUGGCUACAGGUGAAUGACAGUAGUCCUAAGACGGUGCUGUCCCAGCUGUGUGAGCUGCUGGCGGCGCGGCCCCUGCAGGGUCUGGUUUAUGAAGAGGAGAGGCCACCUCGCACGGCCUGGGGUCCUUUAGCCCCCAUGCUGGAGUUUGUCUCUGCGCAAACAGGACUGCCCAUUGUGGCUGUAGGAGGGGGAGCGGGGCUGGGGAGGAUGCCACAGGAAUCAGGUUCCAUCUUUCUCCAGUUCAGCUCCUCUACUGCCCUCCAAUUAGAGGUCAUCUUUGAGGUGCUUGAGGAGUAUGACUGGACUGCCUUUUCUGUGGUGUCCACGCGUCACCAUGGCUACCAGGACUUCCUGUCUGUGGUGGAGGGCCUGACGGACGGUUCGUUCAUCGGCUGGGAGAAGAAGAGUGUGGUGAUCCUGAACGUGACCGACGACCCUGGGGGGGCACGCACGCGCAGGCUGCUGAAGGAGAACGAGGCGCAGGUGAGACAGGGGGGAGGGAGGGGGGAAAGGGGGGAGGAAAGGGGAGGAAGUGCUGCGAGUAUCAUUGGGGGGCCUCCUUUCUAUGGCCUUUUCUAUCCAACCUCCUCCCCUGCCGUUCAGGUGCACCUCUGCUCCAGCUCUAUCUUUCUCCCCUUACUUCUCCCACCCUCUGUCUCUCUCCAUGUCUGCCCCUGUCCCCUCCUUAUCUCACUAGCGUGUAUGUGUGUGUGUGUCUCCCCUCGUCCCUGUUCCCUCCCUGCACUUCCUGCUGUCCUCCAGGUACGUUUGCUGUACUGCUCCCAGGAGGAGGCUGAGCUGGUUUUCCGAGCCGCCUGGGCCGCCGGUCAGGCCGGAGCCUCGCACAUGUGGUUCGCUGUGGGCCCAGCUCUCUCAGGUUUGGGCAUGGAGAACUUGCCGCGGGCUCUGUUUGCCGUGCGGCCCCAGGGCUGGAGGGACGAGCCUCGUCGGAGGAUUGCUCGGGGUGUGUCGGUGCUGACUCAUGGGGCAGUGGCGACACGCAAGGAUUAUGGGACCACAGGCGGGCCGAACUUUGUCACCAACUGCAUGACGGAUGCCAAUCAGACCCAGAGACUGCGCGGCAGGAUGAGUCUUUUUUCUGUCAUUUACUUACCGUCUGCCUUCUCCUUGUGCAUAUAUCCAUCACCAUGCAGGUAUUUCAGCAACAUCACGCUUGGUGGUCGAGACUACUCCUUCAAUAGUGAUGGCUACCUGUCCAACCCCUUCCUGGAUGUAAUUUCCUGGACACCUGGACGUGGAUGGGAAGAUGUAGGCUGGUGGGAGAAUGGCGUACUAAGGCUUCGAUACCCAGCUUGGUCCCGCUAUGGGCCAUUCCUUAAACCACCUGAUGAUGCCCAGCACCUGCGUGUUGUCACACUGGAGGAAAGGCCAUUUGUCAUUGUGGAGCUGGCCGAUCCCGCAUCCGGGACCUGCAUCCGAGACUCAGUGCCCUGCAGACGACCUCUAAAUGCCAGUGCCAUCCAUGAGGGUGUGGCCCCCAUGAAACAGUGCUGCAAGGGCUUCUGCAUUGACAUCCUCAAGAGACUGGCUAAGAUUGUCGGCUUCACCUAUGACCUUUACUUAGUGACCAAUGGGAAACAUGGAAAGAAAAUUGAUGGGGUUUGGAAUGGCAUGAUUGGAGAGGUGGUGUACAAGCGAGCAGACAUGGCCAUUGGUUCGCUGACUAUCAAUGAGGAGAGGUCAGAGGUCGUGGAUUUCUCUGUCCCUUUUGUGGAGACGGGAAUCAGUGUAAUGGUCUCCCGUAGCAACGGAACUGUCUCACCAUCCGCUUUCUUAGAGCCCUACAGUCCAGCGGUGUGGGUGAUGAUGUUCGUCAUGUGCCUGACCGUGGUAGCUGUGACCGUCUUCAUUUUUGAGUUCUUCAGCCCUGUGGGCUACAACCGAAGUCUCCAGACUGGCAAGAAGGCUGGAGGUUCCACUUUCACUAUAGGGAAGUCCGUAUGGCUUUUGUGGGCCAUUGUCUUCAACAACUCUGUGCCAGUAGAGAACCCCAGAGGAACCACCAGCAAGAUCAUGGUGCUGAUCUGGGCCUUCUUUGCUGUCAUCUUUCUUGCCUCCUACACUGCUAACCUGGCUGCCUUCAUGAUCCAGGAGGAGUACAUUGACACAGUGUCAGGCCUCUCGGACAAGAAGUUUCAGCAUCCCGAGGAGCAGUACCCACCUCUGAAGUUUGGCACAGUGCCCAACGGGAGCACAGAAAAGAACAUCCGCUCCAACUACCCAGACAUGCACCAGUACAUGGGCAAAUACAACCAGAGAGGAGUGGAGGACGCCAUUCUGAACCUCAAGACCGGGAAACUGGAUGCUUUUAUUUAUGAUGCUGCAGUAUUGAACUAUAUGGCCAGGAAGGACGAAGGUUGUAAGGUGAUGACCAUAGGCUCGGGGAAGGUUUUUGCCACCACAGGCUACGGUAUCGCCCUGCACAAAAACUCACGCUGGAAACGUCCUCUUGACCUGGCCCUGCUGCAGCUGGUGGGAGAUGAUGAAAUUGAGAUGCUGGAGCGCCUCUGGCUGUCUGGUAUCUGUCAUAAUGACAAAAUUGAGGUGAUGAGCAGUAAACUGGAUAUUGACAACAUGGCUGGGGUCUUCUACAUGCUGCUGGUGGCCAUGGGCCUGAGUCUGCUGGUGUUUGCCUGGGAGCACUUGGUCUACUGGAAGCUGCGCCAUUGCAUGGCCACCAGCUCGGGAAAAUUGGACUUUCUCCUUGCAAUCAGCAGGGGCAUGUAUAGCUGCUGUAGCUUUGAGGAUGAAACAGCACCAGGUGGAGCUAAAUCUCUGCCUACUCAUCAUCAUACAGCAAUGGUUACAGUCCCAUCCCAGCCACAUGUUGUCUCAACCUCUAUGACGAAUCCAGCUAUUGCUAUGGCGCAACAGCAGCAGCCACCACAACAGCAACCACCACAGCCCGUCUACAAAACACCUCUACCGGGCUCUCCUCCCACCGUGGUGCAUUCUGGGACAGCACUGGGUCCCUCCACCACCCCCAUUGUGGGUGCACCCCUCCCUUGCUCCACCUUCCUGCCCCGGCCAGACCGAAGACUGGCUGUGGUGGAUCGCUGGAGGCUGCCCAAAACUGCUACAGCCACCAACCCAAUGGCUGUUAGGGGGGCCAUCACUGACAUGGGACCCUUUGCUCAGAAAGUCCCACCAAACUGGGUUUCUACUGCUGGAGGGGGUGGGGGUCUUGAUGGUUAUAAGAGAUACUAUGGUCCCAUUGACCCUGAGGGACUGGGGCCCUGCAUGGAGCAGCAGGCAGGGUCCCAGACCCCCAAGACUAUGCCCAGGGGCCACCCCCAGCCCCCUCCAGCCAGUGUGGCCUUCUACUCAGAGAAGGGCAUGGACCACGGGGUGGGGAAGAGGGUGGUGGGAAGUGGCAGCGGAAGUCAGGGGAAAGGGGCCGUUAAACCUCUGGGAACUCCCAGACUGCCUCCUAAGAGUCAGGCCCCUCUGCCUCCUACACCCCCGCUGCCACACCCCUCUCCCCCUCUCCCCUCAUCCUUCUGGAGGAAGCGCAGGCCCAAGAAGCCCAAAGAGCCUGGAGGGCCACUAUACGAGAACAUUUUGCCCCUGGGGCGGAGGGGAGGAGCACGAGAUGGAGUGAGGGAGGGCGGAGGGAGGAGGGCACGCCCCCUCUCUCCCCCGCUCUCACUUCCUGUGCCAGUACCCCUCAGCCCCUCUUACACCCCUCCUUCGCCCUCUGCAUCCUUGCACUACACGUCCUCAUCCUCGUCGUCGACAACCUCAUCCACAUCCACAUCCUCAUCUGCCUCAUCGUCUCGCUCCACCUCUCCUACUUACUCUUACAGCUCCUCCAGGAGCACACGAGACAGAACUGGAGGAAUAGAUGGAGAGGAUGAUGAUGACGAUGAGGAGCUGACGGAAGAGUCUAGCCUCCUCCUUGGCAGGGGGAGAGAAAGGGAACGCUCAAUCAUCCGGCCUCGUUCCCUCAGCCACGGGCGCCUGCCACCACCCAUACCCCCCAGGAAACCACGCACAUCCUGGGGUGACAGAGAAAGGGAACGAGAGAGGGAGAGAGGAGGAAGCCAAUUGUCUCAGCUCCAAGAGUGGUGGGCAAGCUGGAGUGAGAGAGAGAGGAGCGGAGGAGAUGCUGAGAGGCAAAAAAGGGAAAAGAAGAGGCGAAAAGAGAAGGAGAAAGAGAAGAAGAAAAAGAAAAAGAACAAAAAGAGGAAAAAGAGGGAAGAAAGAGAAAGAGAGCGAGAGAGAGAGAGGAAGCGCAGAAAGGUUAAAAAGAAGAAGAAGAAGGCACUUAAGACAAAGAAAAGAAAGAAGUCAAUUGGGGGGAGACGCUCUGAGCCAGAGGAGGGAGAUGUAGAGCCAGAUAGAGAAGGGGAGGCAGAAGGAGAGAGGGAAGGAGGAAUACAAGACUACUCAUCCUUCUCUGCCCAGUACCGGCAGGGCACAUUUGGGGACAAGGGGCGAGAUUCAUGGGACGGAGAGCGGGAGAGGGGUAGGAGAGAAGUAGGAGAUGAGGGAAAUGAUAGGGAACAGGAAGACAGCAGCAGGAGCAGGGAGAGGCGUCCCAAAUCCUCACGCCCUCAUUCCAGACAUCAUACCCCCAGUAAGCGCUACCCUAACCUCAACAAACUCCCUGCAUCAGUCAAAUUUUGGGUGAAUGGAAGAGGAGAUGAUUCUAAUACUCCUCCAACAUCCCUGCACCCACUCCUUCCAUCCUCCAAGCGGAGAAGAAGUGGAGGAAUGGACAGGGAUGACAGCAGUAGACUUGGAGAGCGGCGUCCUUUGUUAAUGCAUUAUGAAAAAGAGAAAGCACAGACAAGAGAUGGGCUGUCCUUCCAUGAGUGGGACUCUGAGGAUGACGAGGACAAUGAUGAUGAUGAAGAGGAAGAGAGAGACAGAGUGAGGGAACGAGUGGAGGAGAGAGGUAGGAGAGCAGGUAGGGGGGCAGUAUCUGAGUCAGAGAGAGACAGGGCCAGGGCAGAGGACAGUUAUUCAGAUGAGGGCUCGUCAGGGGAGUUUGGCCGUUUUGAAAGAUACUGGGAGGGAGGUGCAGGGGGAAGCAGCGCUGGAAUAGGGGGCAUAGGCGGAGGAGGGUGGUUCUUUGGCACCUACCCCUCCAGAGAGAAAGGGGGAAGUAUCAACAGUCGGGAUGAUUCCUUACUAGGAACUCGGGCAGAGGGUUGGAUUGGUGCUGAUUUCUGGGGUUCAGGGCCAGGAGUAGGUUGGGGUUCAGGUGGAGGGAGCGGAGGGCUCGGCUCACAGUGGCCACCACCCCCUGCAGCCUUCCCUCCUCCUAGAAGAUACUGGUCUAUGGACAAGAUUCCUGUGAAGGGAGAGAAAAAAUGGAAGAGUGGAGGAGGAAAGAGCAAGGGGCGAGCUAGGGACAGAGGGGAAGAAGCAGGACGUGCCACCAUGUGCUCCUGUAGCCUUUAUCCCCAACCCCAUCCUUACCCGCAUCCCCACAGCCGCUCGCACACUUCCCACUCUAAGAGAGGAGCCACGGCGCUUUCUCAUAGCCAGGAAGAGCUUCUCCCCCACUGCCACAGCUUCAGCGGGGGUUCUCGCCCCAAGCCUCUGCCCCCCAAACCAGACAGUCAGGCCAAAUCAGGCAGCCAAUCUAACCUCAGCCUCAGCACACAGCCCACAGACCAUCCACCGCAGCCCUCACCGUCACCACCCCAGCAGCCGUCCAUGUCUCCCAGCUCUCUCCCGAUGCCCAUCCCACCUCCGCCCUCCUCAUCCUCCGUCUCACCACCAGCAGGGGUAGGGAUGGCAGGCCAGGGCCAGGCACAGGCUUCGGCCAGCGCCAAACUCCAGUAUCAGAGACUGCGCUCGGUGCCACAGCCACGGAGGUUCUACUCCCCCCACCUGCCACUCAAAGCCAAGAGCCUGUGCUCACGCCGAGGGUCAGCCCACUUCUCCAGCCUGGAGAGCGAGGUAUGACAGGGGGAGAGGAGAGAGGGAGACGUGGGAGCGAGCACCACUGCUAUUGAGAACCGUGGUGCCACGGCAGCUGCAGCCAGGGAUGACACCAGAGAUGUGGCUGCCUCGGUGGCCAUAGGUAAUCAAUUAGCAAACAUCACUGCGGGAACUAAUAUGGACAGUAGUUCUACUGCCAACACUACUCUGUGUGAGAGCAACACCAACGCCACCCGCUCCAUUGUACGCGUUCUAGUGAAGGCGACAGUGAGACGCCACACCAGGGUGAGCUACAUCCGUUUGGAUGGUUCCUAUGACAACGUGAGUGAAGGCGAGACUGCAUCACCGGGGACUGCAGCUCCUGAACUUCUUCUCCGCUCAGAAUUGAGCUUUGUGAUGUCAUCUUCGGUUCUCCUCCCCUCCCCGAGUCACAACUAUGGAUAAGAGUAGUCUCCAACCUGUGAGUAAUGAUGUCAUAUUUGUACACACAAACACACACAUGCACGGGCACACACACAUGCACAGAUAUAUGCUCAAAACGUCUCCCUCCCUCUGGCUUUGAGAACACACCUCGGUGGGAUGUGGAGAGGCCCACCCUCUCCCAAAAGAGACCAGUGUUGGUCAAUAGACUCUGGCUCCCAGUCCACAUUGGCUGUUGGCUUUUGAACUGGAUUGGUGGACUGCCUCUUGGUGUUGGAGAGACUGCCCCCUCCUCCCUUUUGUAAAUCAGUUGAUAGGAAAAGCAAUGCAGUCAGCUCUCUCAUGCACUCUGUCUGCCUGAUCACCUUUCACUGGACAGUGAGGACAGUGCUGUUUAUUUGCCCACAGUGACCUCAUGACACCAUCAGACCCAUCUAGCUCUACCCCAGGACCAUCUACGUGAUGUCAUGUUUUACUAGAAACCCUUUUAAACAAUCAGAACAGGAACCACUUCUCCUCCUCCCUGUUGGAGCUUGUCAUGUCACCUCUGGUCCAACCAGAGCUCGAACACAAUUGAGUAUCAAGUAUUUGAACAACAAACUGAACUUCAAAAGAGAAAUAACAAUAAGAACAAAAAAGACAUGUAGCAGAUUUUCUUUUACGUCUGUCUUUUCUUUUCUUUCUUACUCAGACUUUUUCUGCCCAUGCCCUCUUUUUUAUUCUAUCAAUAUAUUUCUCUCACUGUGUUAGUGUUUUAAUAAAGAGGUGGCUGGAUGUGGCUAGUAUUGGAAGUGGGAAUGAUUCAAUAGCAGUGCCAAAUUUCCACUUAAGAGCUUUUAAGCAAGAUUGGGUUUCAAGUAAUUUGUUUUCAUUGAUAAAGCCCUGUCUUUUCUUUCCUCAUGUGAACAACACAUAAUUCACCAUCAUGUAAGUGGAUCAAGGGGAUGAUUGGUGCAAUAUCAGUAAUUGGCACUAGAUGGCUGCAUAAUAUUCAAAUAAGCUUUGGAGAUGAUUGACCAAAAGCGCCUGGUGAGUUUAAUAAUUGUAGCUACAUGAUGCAGAGCAAUGAGCAUGCUGCUAUGAACUUUAUUAUUUUUAUGAAAGUGGUCAGGAUUUAUUCAGAGUAAGUAAGGGGGAUUAAAACCAAGUGCAGUGUAUUGUAAAAGUUCUCUUAGGAUGUUAUUGUAUUUCAUCACCACACUGUACCUUGGUAGAGUUUGUAGAUGAUGGAUUAUAUGAAGCACAAUUAUUCAUUGUAUUUUUUUCAGACAUGUGUGCCAUAGCUGCAACUGCACAAUCUACAGGUUAACAUAUUUUGCUGGUAUGUGGUAAGCUAAUCACUUGACAUCUACUCAUGUUGCUAUUAUGGACAGUAAAACUCACUGUAACCAAGGUUCAAAUAACGAAGUAUCACAGAUACUUGUGCUGAGGAAAUUAUCUUUUACUUUGACUAUUUCCUUUCUGCUAAUAAGACUGAACAAUAUACUGUGAAUGCUUUGAGUUCCAAAUUUAAGGUGCAUAUAUAAAAGCUGAGACUUCACUCAAUGCAGUCAGUAAUAACUCCUGUUAUCAAGAUUAUCAGAUGACUGUUUGACUUUAAGCAAUAUUCCCACCUUCAAUGUGAAAGGGAUGCAAAGGUACAUCUGUUUGCAUCUGAGACAUUGUAAUUGUUUUUCCUCUAGUUUAAAAUGAGAUCAUUUGUUUCAGCCAGAGUCAGGUGUUCCACAUCUUCAGUGAUUUUCCCUUCGGUGGGAUAGGUUUCAUCUAAUUUGGUCAGAUUGCGAAUGUAAUAAAUUAGUCCACAGCACCUGGCUCUGGCUGACCAAUAUGAAUAUGAAAUGCUAUGUGUUCAAGAGCGAGUAGUGAACUCUAGCAUUGUACCCUCUGUAAGCUGUGCCAAAAGCCAUCUACUGUGUAAACUGUGCCAGUGUUACCAACAUUGCAAUGCAUACACUCCAUUUUCAUAAGGUCAACACAUCCACCUCAUUUCUCACACUAAGACCAGCCACAGUCCAGCUCUUCUUCUAUUGUAGUUGAAUGUAGCUUUGACAUGAUGUAGCAAAAGAACACCUACUUUUAGACUUUGUAGCUUUUUGGAUGCUGUUGAUAAUGGAUAGAAGGAGGGGGAGGGGGUUGACUUGCUAUGUAAGGGACUGUGCGUUGUGUUUGUGCAUGUCGUCACAGAUCGAAGGGUUAGUUGACCUUCUCAAUUCCCCUUUUAACUUCUUUGCCUUUCAAUGAGGGCAGACUGUACCUUUUAUCUGCACAUGGAUUGCUUUUUUUCUAGGUCUGCGUGGGGCAAUUUUUAAAACAAUCUGUCUUUGUUUUUAGAGAAAUGCUUUUGCCUUUUCCCAUCCUUUGGAAAGCCCCAGAAUCAUUGCAUGUUUAGCUGAAUGAAAUCUCAAAGAUUUGUGGUGGGAGUGGUUGUGUAGUUCAAUUUUAGCAAAUGCUUAGGACCCAGGGCAGCCACCUUUCAUUGAGGUAGUAAAGCUCGUUGACUCUGCACCCCGACAGUGGAAACCACGGCUUCCUGUCUAGUUGAACACAGUCAUUUUCAACCAAUCAACAGGGCUUAAACCUGGUAUGUCAUUGAGCAUUAUUGAUUUCUUGAGGCGCUAAUACUUAAGUCUGUGACUGCAUGAACAGAAGUGACUCUUUAAAACCCUCUGGCUUAUUUUGUUUUAUUUAUUUUAUUUUAUGCUGAGAAAAAAGAAUAUAUUAAAAUAUACUAUGUUUUUGAGAAUGUACCAUGUUAUACUGUGAUUUAACUGAGAUAUUUUAUUGUAUUCAAUUAUCAUUUGAAUUCUAUCAUUUAUCUAUAAAGAAAUAUAUAUGUACAAAUAAAUAUAUACAUAUAUAUACAUACAGGUAUAUAUAUAUAUUAGUUAAGUUUGGUAUAUUUGGAGGAAGUGUUAGAUGAAAUAGUUUUAAAUGUUUUAGCUUUGUAGCGAUUCUAGACACUGAAAUCAUUUUUGAAUUUCGAUUCCUCCUAUAUGACUGUGAAGACAUUAGUGCCUGUGACAAAAAAGACAAGUAAAAGUCUAAACUCUCUAUUCAUCUGUAUCUACAAUAGCUAUCAGUCUGUCACUCCUCUCGUACUACCUAACAUUACUUUUUGAAACUCACUGCUUUCACACAUUAGUAUGUUUCUCUCACACAGUCUGCUGUCUCUUUUGCUUUCUCCUGCUCAGCUCUGCAGUUCCUUCUCCUGGUUUUCAUUAACGAGCUACAAACAUUCUCCGCCUCUCCUCUUUUAAAAAUUUGAUCAUAUGGUGAUCACAUCUCUUUGUUAAUUAACCCAUCCAUUGACCUUUGCUUUAUUCCUUUGAUCACCUCCUCUUUAAAUCAGCUCAUUCCUCUGUCUGUCUCUCACUUAGCAAAAAACAGAGACCAGUAGAUACUGUGUUCUUGCUCCUUUUGACUGAUUGUUGAUGAUGAUGAUCAAUUAAUUGAUUGAUGAAAUAAUUAAUGAACAAUGUUACUAUUA
Messenger RNA from Acanthopagrus latus (yellowfin seabream), 10318 nucleotides. It is a transcript of the gene grin2db, whose product is annotated as glutamate receptor ionotropic, NMDA 2D. Gene Ontology annotation, cellular component: NMDA selective glutamate receptor complex; postsynaptic membrane; plasma membrane. Gene Ontology annotation, biological process: synaptic transmission, glutamatergic; monoatomic ion transport; long-term synaptic potentiation. The coding region runs from base 217 to 6435 and encodes 2072 amino acids. The record is from RefSeq and is a predicted model, not a curated record. NCBI's taxonomy places the organism in Eukaryota, Metazoa, Chordata, Actinopteri, Spariformes, Sparidae. The transcript is spliced from 16 exons. Gene Ontology annotation, molecular function: NMDA glutamate receptor activity; transmitter-gated monoatomic ion channel activity involved in regulation of postsynaptic membrane potential.